GAUAAUGAUGCAAUGUCUUACUCAAGUGAAGUUUCCUGAUUUGAAGUUUCACAACCAUGGUUGGUGAACCAACUGGAAGGAGGUUAUAACCAAAAUCUUCUGGGAGAUUGGAUCCAUAUUUAGCCUCGCUGGGGAUUUACAACUGCUAUUAAAGGGGAAAAUGAAAGACCGAUUAAGUGAACUGUUGGAUUUCUCCAAGAACCACUCUCAGGAGAAAAGUCCUGAUGAAGUGGACGAUAAUGUGGAGUUGGUGCAAGAGGCCAUUGUCUUUGAUGAGGACCACAUCAUGGAAGAAGUGUACAAAGAGGUGCAGGCAGUGCGCCGGGAGAACGAGAUGCUCAGAGUGGACAUCAAAAGGCUGGGUAAGCAGAACACCCGUUUCCUGACUUCUAUGCGGCGCAUUAGUAGUAUCAAGCGAGACUCCAGCGCCAUUGCCCGAGACAUCAAGACCAGGGGAGAAGGCAUCUACAAGAGGCUGCAGAAGAUGGAAGCCUUCAGUAAGGCUGUGGAGGACAAGUACGGCGUCAACUCUGCUCUGUCACGCAUAGUGCGGGCCCAGCACCUGUCCCUGAUGCAUGGCUUCCGUGAUGCUAUGUUUGAAUACAACGAGGCCGAGAUGCGCCAACGGGAGAACUGCAAGACCCGCAUCCAGAGGCAGCUGGAGAUCAUGGGCAAUGAUUUUUCGGGGGAACAAAUCGAGGACAUGAUCGAGAAUGGCAAGUGGGACGUCUUCUCUGAAAACCUGCUGACAGAUGGCAAGGCGGCCCGCUCAGCCCUUAACGAAAUUGAGAACCGGCACAAAGAGCUGCUGGAGCUGGAGAGCCGCAUCAGGGAUGUUCACGACUUGUUCCUGCAGAUGGCCUUGUUGGUGGAGGAGCAAGGGGGCAUGCUGGACAACAUUGAGACCAACGUAUUGGAAACCAAGAAUUACAUGGGAGAGGCCAGGAUUCAGAUCAAGAAAGCUGUGGAGUACAAGAGAAAUAACCCCUGCAGGAAACUCUUCUGCUGCUGUUUCCCUUGUUGCCAGUGAGUGAAUGUGCUGUGGGUUCUUUUUUUUUCUGUAUGAGGGAGCCCCCUUAUCCAGUGGUGACUUUUAUUAAACUGGUGAAUGACAAAUAAUCUGUAUUGCUCUGUAGUCCCUACACCCCAAAGACAGUUAAGCCUUGCAAAGUCCUACAAAAAGGGAAACCUGUGUCAAAAGUGUGUAAAUUGUUUGGUGGUUCUAUGCAGUGAUACUGACAAGUGAGCAACAGGACGUCUGUAAAUGUGUUAAUAAUAUGAAUACAUGUUGACAGACUGCAAACAACAUCUGAAUGAUAAUACAGUAAAGUGCAUUUAGUUGUUUUGGAUUUAUUUCUACACUAAAAGAUACAAAUGAACCUGUUAAAGCUCUUAUUUUGGCUGUAGUUACUGCAGGCUACUAGUACUACCCAUUUGUUGUGGUUUCUAACAACAGGAAUAGCAGCAAAUGUAGGUGCUCGGUGUUGUGACGUCCAGAUGGAUUUCUAACUACAGGAAGUCUCUACAUCAUGAAACACAUUUAAAAGUGUGCUGUUUUUUAUACUGUGUUUUCUUAAACCUUAAAGCUAAUUACUUUUCAGACUAAUAAAAUCAGCAUGAAGUUGGCAAGACAGUAAAAAGUAGUAGAUAUUUGAAGAUGCACUUACCUUUCAGAGAACAGUAAAAUAAGGAAAUCCAUAUCCAGGUGAAAGCAUGGCACAGUGAUAGAAAAAAAAGUUCAAAGGACACAUUUCUCUGUGACUGUUUCACUUGUUUAAUACAUUUUAAUAUUCAUUUUGUAAAUAUACAAUCACGUUAAAUAGAACAUUUACAAGGUUUUGUUAAUCCCAGACCCUGAAAAAAAAACAUGCACAUCUGAAUGUAAUUUAAUAAAAUGAGUUUCUAAUGUAUUUACCCAUUCAUUUUGUAUUUGUUAAAAUUAAGGGAAUUAUGAGUUAAUUCCCAGCUCCUCCCACAGAUACACCUUGAUGUGUAAUAUUGGACAAUAUUGAUUCUUCAAAUUAUGGUGAGCAAAUUAAACCUACACAUAGAAUUCAGACAGCAUCCAUGUGGAAUCAUUUUAACAAUAUGUUCCUGUCAUCUGAUGCAGUGUCAGAAGAGACUGCUGACAGCCAGUGUCUCUGAUAGACAGUAUGACAUUGUGCAUAUGAAGCACCUAUGCUGGUACGAUGGAUCAUGUUAGAGUGUCCCAUAAAACCUGAACGGUUGGGACUGUAGCUAUAAUCUAAGUAAUAUAUAUAUAUAUAUAUAUAUA
This is a messenger RNA of Polyodon spathula (Mississippi paddlefish), 2275 nucleotides long. RefSeq names its product syntaxin-11-like. Gene Ontology annotation, cellular component: plasma membrane; synaptic vesicle; SNARE complex. Gene Ontology annotation, molecular function: SNARE binding; SNAP receptor activity. The record is from RefSeq and is a predicted model, not a curated record. Gene Ontology annotation, biological process: exocytosis; intracellular protein transport; synaptic vesicle fusion to presynaptic active zone membrane. The transcript has 2 exons. The coding region runs from base 161 to 1030 and encodes 289 amino acids. Lineage: Eukaryota; Metazoa; Chordata; Actinopteri; Acipenseriformes; Polyodontidae.